Molecule: messenger RNA, 4792 nt
Organism: Patella vulgata (common limpet)
Lineage: Eukaryota; Metazoa; Mollusca; Gastropoda; Patellidae
Product: CDP-diacylglycerol--inositol 3-phosphatidyltransferase
Exons: 6
Coding region: 114-782 (222 amino acids)
Biological process (GO): phosphatidylinositol biosynthetic process
Cellular component (GO): Golgi apparatus; membrane
Molecular function (GO): CDP-diacylglycerol-inositol 3-phosphatidyltransferase activity
Source: RefSeq, a predicted model, not a curated record
AAGUCGUGACGAAAAAUAAAUUACGAGGCGUUUUAUUUAUGACUCAGUCUGCCUCAAAAUAAAGCGCUAUUUUUACAAAUUUACCAUAUUAGUUGUUUCUUGACGUUGUCAACAUGGCAGAGAACAUUUUUUUGUUUGUUCCUAAUAUUAUUGAUUAUUUCCGUAUCUUCUUUGCAUUUGUAUCAUUCUACUAUAUGCCUACAGAUCAUUAUAGGGCAGCAUUCUUCUAUUUAUUAAGUGGCUUUCUCGAUGCUUUUGAUGGCCAUUUUGCCAGACUUUUAAACCAAUCAAGUAAACUGGGUGCCAUGUUGGAUCAGCUGACCGAUCGUAUAACUACAAUGUGUUUAUGUGGGAUAUUGUGUUAUUUCUACCCAAGUUAUAUCCUCUUCUUCCAGUUCAGUAUGGCACUUGACAUCUUUAGUCACUGGAUUCAUCUACACAGUUCUUUAAUGAUUGGUAAGGACAAUCAUAAACAUAUUGACUUGUCAGAGAAUUUUAUUCUACGUCAUUACUACACAAACAGGAAAAUAUUGUUUGUGAUGUGUUCAGCCAAUGAAUUGUUUUUCUGUUUGCUCUACCUUCGUCAUUUCACCAUCGGACCAGUUUUGCCAUUGGGUCCGCUGUCUAUUGGUUUGUGGACGUUACUUCUGUAUAUUGCUGCUCCAAUAGCUUUUGCUAAGAUGGCUAUUAGUGGUGUUCAUUUGGUCAUAGCUUGUCAGAACAUGGCUUCAAUUGAUAUUGCGGAGCGAGAGAAGGCAGCAAGGGAAGGAAAGAACAAAUAAAGUUAUAUAUGAGAAAGGAGAAGAACAAAACACAAGUUGUAGAAGAGAUCAAGCAGAGUUUGAAACGACAUCUUUCUAAUGUUUAUUUGAACAUCAGACAAUUAUGAUGAGUAGUAAUAAUAAUACUAAUGAUUUUCAGGUGGGUUGGGUGGCCGAAUGGUUAAAUGCGUGCGCUUGGGAUCAUAAGGUUUGUCAUUGAGUCAUGUGGCAUGUGUUCGAUUCCCACUUGUACGUGACAAAGAGUAGGGUCACCUGUCCAACCUCAUGGGUUUUUUCUGGGUCCUCCGAUUUCCUCUCACUGCUAAAGACUCCUAUACGCAAGCAAAUUAUUGAAGUAACUGAACCAUAUGUUUAUCCCGAAAUGACCUAGUUUGUGUCAAGUGGACAUUACACCCCAUUUCUCUCUCUCUCUCUUACUAAUAAUUUUCAAAGGGUAGAAAAUUGGCCCAGAUGGCCGGCCUCACUUUUUACCCUUUAUAAACAGUAAAAAAAAACAGAUUAAUGUUGUGAUAAAUAUAUAACUAGUGGUUAUCAACUAGAAGGGUGAGUUACAAGCAGGGAUGCUACUUCACCUGUAUUUCUGGACAUAUCGUAUGCGAUUUUCCAAACGUCCCACCGGAAAUAUGCAGCGGAAAUCAGACUUAUUAUAUGGUGAAUAAUAUUCAAAACUCCAUAAUAUAUUGAUUGUACUGAGUGUAUAACUACUACUCAUCUCGAUUAUCGUUGAUAAUAGGCUGGAUUAAUUAGGUAAUAAAUGUAAUUAAACAUACAUUAUGCAAGAGCUAAAUCUGCCUACUGCAGGUUUUUCUUUAGGCCUGAAAUGUUUUCUAAAUUAUUAAUUAGACAUUAAUUAACUUAUCCAGGCCAUAAUCAACUCUCGAUGGCAAAUGAUUUCUCCGAUAUUAAACAGAUGAGAACGGUUCAGCCAUAUUUUGAUUUAGUUUAAAAUGGAGGAGCGAGACUUAGAUUCGAACAAUCAGUACGGUGGUUGAAAUUAUUUCACACGUCUUGUCAAACCUUCAAAGGCUAAUAUCUUCACUCGCAAUAGAGUAAUUUGAACAAAAUUUUCAAAUUAUUCAUUUUACGUUAUGUAUUUUUAAACUAUUGUAGCAAGAAUGGCUAGCUCUUUAUCUAAAUCUUACAUAAUGUAUAUUUAAGUGAUCAACUUGUAAAUUACAAGAUCUAAUAUUUAGAAAGAAGUGAUCAAUAAAUUAACAUGAAAGUUGAAAACUAUUUACAAGGACUAAGAUAUGAAAAUGUAUUUGAAUCAUACUUGUUUAUUGUAAUUAUAUAAAGAUAUAAAUGUAUUUUUGAAUCGUCAAUUUUAAUUCCCUAUGAGUCUUUGUAUUGCUGUUAUAUUUUCUUAUAGUCUUGCAAUUGUUAUAAAGUGUCUUUGAAAGGCAUUUAUUGAACGCAAUAUAUAAUAAACAGACAACUUUAUGGAUGACAUUCACUAGGUUUAUUAACUGCAACGUUUCAUCGAGGAUACUCUCACCGUUAUCAAGCAAUGAUACAACCAAACAUGUUAUAAAAUAGAAAUGAAUUCUUUUAACUUGGAUGUAACUUUAAUCAGUGUGUUCAUUAAAGUAAGAGCACAUACUAUUACACACACUGUUUAGAUUAGAUAUUUCAACUGUUUUGACUGGUUAUUUGGCAAUCAAAUUACAACUCUAUAUGCUAUUUGUGUUUCAUUUAGCCCUUUAAACAUCUGUGGAUGUGUUUAGGAAUUGCACAUUCUGGGCUUAUGGCGACAGCAUAAUAGUACCUUUGACAUCAAAGGUUGGGAUAAACAAAUCCUCUCAAAAGAUAUUGAGCAAUUUUAAUUUUGAUUGGAGUCAUCCAAUCACAAACUGCACAUUACUGAAAGCUAAUAAGAGUCCGCUGAAGUGCAAUAAAUGAUAUUGUAAAUUUUACUCUCAAAGAUAAUGUCAAAAAUUGUUAGAUGUAAUUUACACUAAUUGUAUGGUUAUAUGUAAUUUACACUAAUUGUAUGGUUUAAAUUACAUUAACCUCACUAAUUGUAUGGUUGGAUGUAAUUAACACUAAUUGUAUGGUUAGAUGUAAUUUACACUAAUUGUAUGGUUUAAAUUACAUCUAACCAUACAAUUAGUGUAAAUUACAUAUGUAAUUUACACUAAUUAUAUGGUUAGAUGUAAUUUACACUAAUUGUAUGGUUAGAUGUAAACACUAAUUGUAUGUUUAUAUGUAAUUUACACUAAUUGUCUGGUUAGACUAAUUGUUUGGUUACACUAAUUGUCUGGUUAGAUGUAAUUUACACUAAUUGUCUGGUUAGAUGUAAUUUACACUAAUUGUAUGUUUAUAUGUAAUUUACACUAAUUGUAUGGUUAGAUAUGAUUCACACUAAUUGAAAUAUUCAUAUGAAUGCGAAAGUUUAUUUGAAAUGGAUUUAAGAGUUAAGUAUAUGUUUAGAAAAUAAAUCAAAAUUAAAAACAUAUAUUUAUUUAUUGCAUAUUUAGAAUAACUAAUCUGUAAACUAAUAUCUUGAAAUAUAGUUUUUGUUAUGAAAAGUUGAUUCUGAAACAGAUACUCAACAAGUGUAUCUUAACUUAUAUAUAUCAUCGUUAUUAGACUAGCACUAGUUGUCUUUACUGAUAAGGGGGAUUGGAUGGCUGAAUGGUUAGCGUGUGCGCUCUGUAUCAUAAAGUCUGUCAUUGAGUCAGCUGGCGUGGUUUCGAUUCCCUGGUUGUACGUGACAAGGAGUAGGGUUGCCUGUCCAACCUCGUGGGUUUUCUCCGGGUCCUCCUACUGCUAAAGACCCCUAUGCGCAAGCGAAUUAUUUUAAAAAAAUUAAGCCAUGCGUUAGUCCCGAAAUGACCUAGUUUAUGUCAAGUGGACGUUAAACCCCAUUUCUCUCUCUCUCUUUAUUAAUAAAACAAUUACAUUUGUUUCUAACUUCUGUAAUGUUCCAACAUUUCAGGCAACCUCAACUAAAUAAAUUGUUGGAGGUGUGAGAUGACAAGUGACAGCUACUUAAAUUGUUUAAAUUGUUUCAAUGGCAUUUAGUAAUUGAACUGGAGUAUACAGAUCACAAUUCUAUGGAAUACAAUUACUGAGCGGUGUUUCGGCUCAGCUUCUCUAGCCUAGUCAAAACGUCGCUCAAUAAUAAGCAUUAAAAUACAGAUGUGACGUCAUCCUUUGAUGUUGGAGUACCAUUAUUUCAUAAUGAUUGUACCGGCAAUGUGCUAAGCGUAACUUAGUAAAAUAUUGAACUCGAGUGACGUAUUUCAUUACAAAGCAUGUGCAAGUGUCUGUAUUUUAAGUUGUUUAAUGGUCUCGAGCUUAAGACAUUGCAUAAUAUAUUGUAAAAACAUUCGGGCCUCACGGCCCUCAUGUUGUUACAAUAUAUUACUUAAUGUCUCGCUCUCGACCACUAAACCACACGUAAUUGUAUUCCAUAGAAUUCUGACCUGCAUACUGACAGCAACUAGUCUUCUUAGUAGUCUUUCACAUUUUGAGCUUGUGAUUUUAGCUAUCACUCAGGAUGCAAAGGAUAACUUUCACAAUAAUCCCAUACUCACAAUUUCAGGAUGAUUACUUACCAAUAAUCAAAAUUCAUAAUAUAAGAUUUUUCAUUUAAUAUUUAUACUGCCAAUAUCAUUAUUCAUCAUUAUUUAUUUUUAACAUAAAAUUAAACAUCUAGAGCUUGUAUUUAUUGUAAGCAUUUAUUAAUAUUUUCAACAAAAGUACACCUUUGCCAUAUUUUAUUAGUCUCCUAUCAAUGAGAUUAGUCCCCUGUCAAUCCAAUUUUUCGACAAUAACAAGAUUCACCCAAAACUAUUUUAUAUAGGGCUCCCAUAUACCCAUCCUUCUACCUUUAAUGCAAUGGUUGUUUAAGGGGAUGUUUUGUUUUUUUAAAAGAAUAACUUGUUGGCAUUGUGUUUUAUCAUUUGUUUAAAUAACAAUUCCAUCACCUAAUUUAUUUUUAUUUUAUAUCGUAUUAUCCAGUUACUGUACCUAUUGUUAUAUGUAUAUAAAUUAAUAAAUAUAAA